Messenger RNA from Soboliphyme baturini, 237 nucleotides. NCBI's taxonomy places the organism in Eukaryota, Metazoa, Nematoda, Enoplea, Dioctophymatida, Soboliphymatidae. The record is from the annotation of a GenBank genome assembly.
AUGCUUGCUGAUUACCAUCGGGGAGCCGGCGUUGUACCGUCGGUCAGAGCCGUCGGCUCGGCCUCCGACCCGCAUUACACGGGCGUCGUGCUGGUGGUUGCUGAUUGGCCCGAUGGAUGGAUACCUGCCGAGUUCUCUCGAUGUGAUAGAAAACGCGAGACUCAGGCUCGCCCCCCAGAUGUGAAUGGUUCAAUAUGUGACAGAAUCGGUGACCACGGUGCUUGGGUUGGCCAGUGA